AUGAACGCUCCUGCUGCAGCAGCAGGCUGUGUAGCAGCAACUGGAGCAGCAGCUGGGUCGGCUGUUAGAAAGCAAAUGGCAGCAGCAGCAGCGGCAGCAGCAUAUAGGCAGCGCGCAGCAGCCACAGCAGCUGCUGCAGCAGAGACAGCAAUUCGAAGCAAUACCUGCAGCAGCAGCAGCAGCAGCAGCAGCAGCAGACCUUCUUUUGGGCGUGCCUUCCUGACUUGCUGCCACCACCAGCUGCUGGUACACCGCAGUGUCAGCCUCAGCAGCAGCAGCAGCUGCUGCAGCAACAAGUAUUCCCGCUGUCUCCUCAGCACUGCAGCGGCAAACGAACCGCAGCAGCAGCAGCAGCAGCAGGGAGCAGCGGAAGCAGCAGCAGCUGCUGCUAGCAGCCUGACGAAUGAUUCCACGCGUCCUUCGGCGUCGCUGCCCCAGCAGCCGCAGCAGCAACCGCAGCAGCAACCGCAGCAGCAGCAGCAGCAGCAGCAGCAGCAGCAGCAGCAGCAGCAGCAGCAGUAUUUGUGUGACGCUGAAGAGGAGGUACUAACUGAAGAGCAGAGACAAGAAAAAGAAAAUUUAAUUAAAAUUUUAGCAAAGAAAUUAGCGGGCCCCUUAGCAGAUGAAAACGGAAACGUUCCGACAGGGUCUGCACGUCCGGUGGCCAUAGAAGUGGAUGGGCCUUCGCACUUUUACAGCGGCACUGAGAUAUACACCGCAUAUACAAAAUUAAAACACCGAUUAUUAACUCGAAUGGGGUUUAAAGUGCUUCAUGUGCCUUACUUUGAAUGGAGGAGACUCAGAGGACAGAAAGAGAGAGAAGAGUACAUGAGGAAAAAACUUCAAGAGGAGCCAACGGAGUGGUUAGACCCUCAAGAUGAAGCCUUCUACAACCAAAGAAUGGGACUGCUGCAGCAGCAAUACCAGCAAGAAGUAGAGCGGCAGAAUGCACAGCAGCAGCAGCAGCAGCAGCAGCAGCAGCAUGAUGGUAUGCAGCCUCUGCAUAUGCAGCAGCAUCCUUCAUCCGCAAGCUCAACACAGCAGCAGCAGCAGCAGCAGUGGAAGCAAAACCAGCAGCAGCCACCGCACUGGCAGCAGCAGCAGCCGCAGCAGUGGCAGCAGCAGCAGCAGCAGCAGUGGCAGCAACAGCCGCAACAGCAGACCCCGUGGCAGCAGCAACAGCCUCAUUGGCAGCAGCAGCAGCCUCAUUGGCAGCAACAGCAGCAGCAGCCGCAGUGGCAGCAGCAGCA
Messenger RNA from Eimeria acervulina, 1250 nucleotides. Its product is annotated as Coronin binding protein, related. The annotation marks the transcript as partial. The transcript is spliced from 4 exons. The record is from RefSeq and is a predicted model, not a curated record. Lineage: Eukaryota; Apicomplexa; Conoidasida; Eucoccidiorida; Eimeriidae.